Stereum hirsutum FP-91666 SS1 is the source of this 2544-nucleotide messenger RNA. Its product is annotated as kinesin-domain-containing protein. The transcript is spliced from 8 exons. The record is from RefSeq and is a predicted model, not a curated record. The coding region runs from base 1 to 2544 and encodes 847 amino acids. Gene Ontology annotation, biological process: microtubule-based movement. Gene Ontology annotation, molecular function: microtubule binding; microtubule motor activity; ATP binding. NCBI's taxonomy places the organism in Eukaryota, Fungi, Basidiomycota, Agaricomycetes, Russulales, Stereaceae.
AUGUCUCGCAUACCAUUUACGCCUAGUAAGAGCUCUUCUUCGUCGCUCGGAAUUCCUAAGCCGACAUCGCGCCCCUCGUCACGACCUACAACACCCACGAAUUUGAGGCCUCCCACCCCAAAGCUAAAAUCUGCGGUAUCGACAGAAGCCCGACGCCGAACCAUAUCCAAGCCACGGCCAAUUAAUACGAACUCGAGCCCUGUUCCACCUGUGCCGAAAAUAAAGACACCCAAUACUCCGAAGAGAGCAACUAUGGACGAUAUGUUUCUGCUCGAGUCCAAGAGCGAAAUGGAUGUCAGCCGCGUCGAUCCGGAGGAAGUACUGGUUGAUGCGCAAAAUGUAGAAUUGGCUGAUGUGUCCGCGGAGCUCGACGAAGCGAUGUUGAGGGAGAUUCUGGAGGGAAAGGAAGAUAAGGUUCUUGUCUCAGUCAGAAUUCGUCCUUCUGACGCCCCUGUCGCAUGGGACACUCCAGCAGCCCAACCGAAGACGAUCAAGCUUAAUCCUCAAUAUAGCCGGAACUCAACAAGCUCUCUCCCAGAAUUCACAUUCGACGAGAUGCUAACGGGAUCAGAGAACAAACCUGUAUACAACGCUGUAGCCCGGAAUCACGUCUACGCCGCGAUGGAUGGGUACAACUCAGUUAUCUUUGCAUAUGGCCAAACGGCUAGUGGAAAGACCUUCACGCUGUCCGGUGACGAAGACCAGCCAGGUAUCAUCCCUCGAGCCAUGAAGGACGUAUUCGCGUAUAUCCGUCGAACGCCUACGCGCGAAUACCUCCUUCGCUGCUCCUACCUCGAAAUCUACAACGAGAAUAUCAACGAUCUACUCGCCCCUCCAUCUUCCAACCACCUCAGCUCCUCCGUCCAAAUCAACGGAACAGGCUCUAACGUCUAUCUCUCCCCUCUCCGCGAAGAGGUCGUCACAUCCCUCAAGGGCGUGCACCAGGUCCUCGAACGCGGCUGGGCGAAUCGCAGGACCGCUACCACAGACUGGAACGAGCGAAGCAGUCGGAGUCAUUCUGUGUUUAGGGUGGUCAUUGAGAGUAGGGAGCGCGGUGGAGGCGAAGCUACUGGCGAUGUGCCGAGUGGAAGGCAGACUCCUGGGACGAGGCCGCCGACGCCGGGUGGGCCGAGGUUGCAGGCUAUUGGAGGUCGGAGUGUGCAGACUUCGGUUUUGAGUUUGAUUGAUUUGGCGGGGUCGGAGAAGGCUACAUCGGAUAAGGAGAGGACUAGGGAGGGGAAGUUUAUCAAUACGAGUUUGCUUACUCUAGGACAAGUCAUCAGCACGCUCGGAGAGAAUGCCGUGAAGCGCAAACAUGACUACGUGCCUUUCCGCAACUCCAAACUUACACGCAUGCUGGAGCCUUCGCUCUCAGGCAACGCCCGCAUCUCCGUGAUCUGUACCAUCAACCCCGACACCAAUGCCGUGGCUGAGACUACUAGCACCCUCAAGUUCGCCCAGGGCAUCAAGAAAGUCCAGCUCAAAGCCAAAAAGAAAGAAGUCGUCGACACCGAAGCCCUCCUUGAACGCUACCGUCAAGAAAUCGAAGACCUCAAGCGUCGUCUCGCCGACAAAGAACGAGAUGUCGCCCAACCUUCCACCGGCCCUGUCGCGAAAGACGGCAGUAUCAAUCGUAAAGGACGCCGAUUGUCUGCAAGGGAGCAGUUGGAGGAGUCUAGGGCUAUGCAGGAUUUGAAUUCGAGGAUUAGGCAGUUGACGAAGUUGAUUGUGACGAGUCAGACGGUGGAUCAGAGUGUGGAGCAGUCGAGGCCUGCGACACCGGCGAAGGUGGACUUUGAUAUGUCGCCGUAUCAGCUCCAGCAGGAACUUCUCUCUGCUCGUCGCGAGAUCGAGACUCAGGCGAAUCAGAUCCUCUCUCUUGAGGCCGCCCUGUGCUCCCGUCCUGCUCUUCCUGCAGACGCUCCAGAGUCCGAAAAGGACAAGCUCAUCGCGGAUCAGUCGAAGACCAUCCGGGAGUUAGAGAUCGUCGUGGCUGGAUACGAGGAGAACCUCGGUGAGCCAUUGCGAGCCGUCAGGGAGGAUGUGGAGAAAGAAUGGAUCGCGAAAGUUGAAGAGGAGAAGAGGAAACGAGAGGAGAAAGAGGUCUGGGCAGAGGAGUUGGUCCGCCAGCUAGACAAGGAGAAGAAGAUACGCACACAGUUCGAAGAGCAGAGUCGCGCUCUUUUCUCUUUCCUCCAGCGGUUUGACGCGUCCGCCUUCGGUGGCGAGCCACCUUCCUCUAGCUCGAUCCCUUCAUACUCGUUUUCGCGUCCUACCAUAGCUUUUGGAGAACGGCAUCGAAAUCGCGUAGCAGCUCCUACGCCACUGCCCGCCGUCGAGGAGACUAGUUCUCCCGUGAAGUUAGAUAUUCACAAAGCGAAGACAGAACCUUCUCUACUGGAGGAGAAAUGGGACGGGACGGGUGCGGAUGAGGAAAGCUUCGAGCUCGUGGACAAGGUUGUCCCUCCCAAGAAGUCUAGUGGACUCUCGUCGCUGCUUGGUAGACGACCGGAGAAGGAGAAUAGGCCGGCGAGCGGGCGGUGA